This is a messenger RNA of Mesorhabditis belari, 1182 nucleotides long. The record is from the annotation of a GenBank genome assembly. NCBI's taxonomy places the organism in Eukaryota, Metazoa, Nematoda, Chromadorea, Rhabditida, Rhabditidae.
AUGCGAAAUCUCAUCGGUGUUGAGCCAUUUGAUGCAGAGAUCUUGCGAAAAGCAGAGAAGCUAAGACAACAAAUAAGCGUACCCGUCGAGUUGGACUCUCCAUUUUUUCUGGCUCGUUUCCUGCGCGGGAAUCGAGGCGACGAGGAGUUGACUGCGAAAAGAUUAAUGGACUAUUUCACGCAUCGUCGGCUACUCGGCUAUGACAAAUUGGAUGAUAUGCAAGUUUUGCGAAAACAUCCAAUCACAAAGGCCACAUUCGAGCGCUUCUCAAUAUCGAAAAUGGAGCCGAGUCUUCGAUCGAAUAACUGUCAUGUACUCAUCCAGAAAAUGGAGGGAUCCGAUGUGAAAGAGAUUAUCAAAGUGAUUCCCUUAUCCUAUGUGCUUCAUAGCUAUUUCGCUUUGCAGGAAAUGUUCUGUCGAUGUAUAGCGAAAACUGAGAAUGAGACAGGUCGACCCUCAGCCGUCGUUUGUGUACUCGACUUGAAAGGUCUAGCUCUUGCUGAUUUUGCGAAUCCCCUUGGUGGACCAGCAAAGCUAGCACGUCUUGUUGUGAAAAUCUGGUCCGACUACUUCUCAGAAAAUAUGAUCAAAUUGGUGUUGAUCAACCCGCCUGGCUUAGUCUCACUUCUUUUCAAAAUCACCCGCUUGUUGAUGGACGAGGCAACUGUGCAAAGGCUGUCCAUUUUGCAAUCAUUAGACGAUUUACAUGCUCUACUCGAGCCACAGGUGAUCCCUCUAGUCUAUGGUGGGCAAUGGGUUGAUCGAUCGGGAUUCGCGGAUCCACCCGAAACUUGUGUCAAUCAACUCUUGCCCGUUCUUCAAUCAGAGCACCGAAAAGCUGAAGAGAUUUGGGCUGAAGAGGGCUACAUUUCUCCGCCACAAUCGAAAACUUUCACUGUCAAGGGCAGACAUAAACACGAUGUACACAAAAAAUGCACCCGUGAGGGAGAGCGAUUGAUUUGGCAAUUUGAUGCCUCAGCCGAUAUCGAUUUCGAGAUUCUUCGACUUGAGCCAAAAAGCGAAAAUGAGAAAAACGUUUGGCCACGAUUAACGCUAACAUCGCUAAAAGUCGCGGAGUUUGGAGCGCUCGAGUGCGGUGAGGCGGGCGAUUACGUUCUCCGCUUCUCCAAUCCAUCCGCCACCUGGUUUCCCGUCAAGAUCACUUUACUCGCUGAAAUCAAA